This is a messenger RNA of Nematostella vectensis (starlet sea anemone), 1646 nucleotides long. RefSeq names its product armadillo-like helical domain containing protein 1. The coding region runs from base 250 to 1488 and encodes 412 amino acids. The transcript is spliced from 16 exons. The record is from RefSeq and is a predicted model, not a curated record. NCBI's taxonomy places the organism in Eukaryota, Metazoa, Cnidaria, Anthozoa, Actiniaria, Edwardsiidae.
UGACAACAGCAAGGCGUCCAAUCAGAGCACCUGACCAAGAAUAUGUUUGCUAGAGUCUACAAUGCUGGCAAGGCUUGGAGAAAGAGACUAGAACUCCAUCACUGGAGCGUAACAUCGAACCGCAAUAUCCACAUCAAAGACCAAAGAGAGGGGGGUUAGGAUCAAUGGCACAUAUAACGACGUGGCAUAAUAUGUUAAAACAACCUUCCACACAAGUGUCUUAGGCUCAUAACCGGUUACUAAUAAACGAUGAAGAACGAUCAAGCAGCUGUCACGAAACUUCUCCAAACAUGGGACAGGGGAUCAAAGACUACGCGAGCUAAAAUAUUGCAAGAAUUCAUAAAUGAAAACCAAAACAAAACAGGGCCGGCUCUUGAGCUAGAGUUCGCCCACUCUGCUAGUUUGUUUCUCACUAGAUUGACAGCCUGGCUGAGAUUAACGUAUAUGAUGGGUAGCUAUGUGAAGCUACAGUUACAAGCGAUUACAAUUUUUGUUGGAGCUUCAAGCGGGCACAAGUUCCUGGCAGAAUUUCUGGAGGUUGGGGGAGUGCUGACAGUUUUAGAAAUUCUGGGACUUAAGCAAGCAAAGGAGGAGGAUAAAGCCCAAGCUCUGAAGCUUCUAAUGCAUGUUGUAAAUUCUGGACGACGAUACAAGGAAUUAGUUUGCGAGAGCUUUGGGAUAAGAGCAGUGGCAGAAUGCUUGGCUAAAUCUAAUUCUGAGGAGACACAGGAUUAUGCUCGAAACCUGCUCCAGCAGCUUGCCAAUGGAAAUCCUAAGUAUGAAGCACAAGUUUACAAAGCCCUCAUUGCACUUCUAAAGUCAGCUUCUCCUAAAGCUCAGCAGAUGGCAGCUCAAACACUACGAAUUGUACAGCCAGUUGUAGGUACAGCCAAUCCCACGAUUGUUGAUCCAGUCCUUAUGCUGCUUAAGUCCCUCCACCUUGAGGUCCAGUAUGAGGCGUGUGAACUCAUCAAAGACCUGAUGAGUUAUGAUGUGAGGUACAGCCUGCUUCAAGGACUGGUUGCCUUGCUUAAGCCGACUAAGGAUGAGAUUCGGGAAAGCGCAGACUCCCUGAUUGCAGACCCUGACGCUCCCCAGCUGCAGGCCCCUCUCCCCGUCUUUGUCCAGCAAGCUGCUGCUGCUAAAAUGAUAGGUAUUUUGGCGAAAGAAUCCCCAGAGAUCUCGGAGUCUUUGGUUCAGCUGCGAGCGACCCAUGGUCUUCUUUAUGCAAUGGGGAAUACUCAGCAUGCUGAUAGCCAGAGGCAAGCAGGAAUCACCCUAGAGGUACACCUGUGCUUCACACUAGAGUUCUUUGUGCGCUCCUACCCUCUCAUCAACGAAAAAGUCAAAGAGGCUCUUGGAGACACCUUUUAUGAAGAAUUUUUGGCCCACCCAGACACCAUGUAUGUAAACAUGACACCCAUUCAAGCAGAUGUUCUCGUGUCAAACAAACUCAACAUCGCAGGAGUUAUGGAAGUGCAAGAGUGAUGCUGGUUGUCCAGUUGCUGCACCUAGUAUAAUCCUGUUUCAUGUGAAAACAAAAAUAAGCUUACUUGUAAAUACAUGAUAGAAAUUUGAUGAUGAUGUUGUUCAUAGCUCACUGUAUAAUUUUCCUAUAAAUUAAAUGAUAUAUAUUGAUUUAGAAA